Doryrhamphus excisus (bluestripe pipefish) is the source of this 1610-nucleotide messenger RNA. It is a transcript of the gene stoml1, whose product is annotated as stomatin (EPB72)-like 1. NCBI's taxonomy places the organism in Eukaryota, Metazoa, Chordata, Actinopteri, Syngnathiformes, Syngnathidae. Gene Ontology annotation, cellular component: plasma membrane. The record is from RefSeq and is a predicted model, not a curated record.
ACUAAGAACACAUAAGCUGGUAAUGGUUUUAAUGUUACUUUCCUCUCUGACAUUGAAAAGUUGAAAAGAAGUCCAGGUAUGAUUGUAACAACCCAUGAGCGACGGUAGAUGGCACCAACGUCAACAUGCAGUGUCAUGGGGCGAAGAAGAGUUCGCGCAAAACACGGAAGAGCCUGCUAACUACCUGGCAAAAUGAGCGAAUCGUUAGAUUACAUUUUUAUUUGAGUUAAGAUUCUUUUAUUUUACAAUGUUUGGGGGCAAGUCUUAUCAGCUUCUUCCUCAGACUGAUUCGAGCAAGUUGGGGACUCCUGGACUGUUUGUGUCCGCCGACAGGUUCUCACAGCACGGCUACCAUAACAAAGGACUGUCGUUCGAUUACAUCCCCAAAGUUUCAGAAAACGACUUCAGUGACAGUUCCCAGGGUUGGCUAUCAUUGCUUUGCAAUGUAAUUGUCAUCUUCCUCGUACACAUCUGCACUUUUCUAACCUUUCCUAUUACGGGAUGGUUUGUAUUAAAGACAGUGCCAAAUUACGAGAGGAUAGUAGUCUUUCGCCUGGGUCGUGUCUGUCCUCCAAGGGGUCCUGGUAUUGUCCUGCUGCUGCCCCUUAUUGACCAGUGGCAGCGGGUAGACCUGCGCACCCGUGCGUUCAAUAUACCUCCAUGCCAGGUGAAUACCAGGGAUGGUGGCCUCUUGUCUGUAGGAGCAGACAUUCAGUUCAGAAUCUGGAACCCAGUCUUGUCAGUGGUGUCAGUCCAGGACCUGAACGCCUCUACCAGAAUGACAGCACAGAACGCUUUAACUCAUAGCCUGGCUAAGAAGACAGUCAGAGAGAUCCAAACGGAGAGAGUGAAGCUGGGAGAAUAUCUGGCUACAGACAUCAAUGAGAUGACUCGACCAUGGGGACUGGAGAUAGACAGGGUAGAACUUACCCCUGGCUCUCUUCUCAAAUCACCUGAGGAUGCACCCUCUGGACCCCUCAUUGUUCCUCCCUCUGUACCAGGCAUGGAGGGUCUCACAGGCCCCCUUCAGCAGCUUGCCAUGCACUUCAUCAGCCAAAGCUCACAAUCUCAGCAAGGUAGGCCGACACACACAAUUGUUGGAGUGCUGCUGUUUAACAAAAUCAUAUAUUUUCCCCCUUUAGAGAGCAGUGUCACCUUUAUAGAUGAGCAGACGUCAGGCUCUGUUGAAGAGCUGCUCCACAGGGUCAAGCUUGUCCUCUCUGAAGCUUUGGUGUGCCAGGUGGGCGCCUGCUUCCAGUUUGACAUCAGCUCAGAAGAUGGACAGCAUCACAGCUACUAUGUGGAUUUGAGCCAAGGCCGCGGUGCAGCUGGAGAGGGGUCACUGUGCCGGCAGCCUGAUGUAACACUGACGAUGUGCAAGGAUGACCUUCUGGCCAUGUUCCGUGGCACGCUGCUACCAUUUUCUGCUUACAACUGCGGUCGACUUCAAAUUGAGGGGGAUAUGAGGACGGCUAUGAAGUUGGAGGAACUCAUAAAGCUGCUUAAGAAAUAACAUUUGAAUAAGUUAUUGAAUGAAACACAGUUGAUGUGAAAGCCUUUUUCUUGUAUUGCAUGAUUGUUUGCUAUAAAUUAAUUUCUCCUUAACUGGG